AUGUUUAACACUCGACUAGCUUUAUCACCCAAACGUAUCUUCAAUAAGGAUAUAUGGAAAGUCUCUAGAAGAUUUAAUAGUAAUGGAGCAAACAGAACCAGAUCAAACUUUAUCAAAGGAGCCUUCUUCAGCUCUAUUCUAAUUGGUAGUACUGGUAUAGCAUACAAAUAUGGAAAGAAUUCUACUAAUCUGACGCCGUCAUCAGAAAAUUUCCCACUAGAAUCUACAACGAAGUUAGAAAAUAUUUCUCCACCAAAGUAUUGUUCCGAAAGUGAAUUAUUACAAGCUGUCAAAGAAUUAAAAGAACUUUUGGGAGACAAAAAUGUUUUCAAUUCCAAAGUAGAGCUCGAGCACCAUACAAAGAACGAGUUUACACAUCAUUUGCCUAGAGAACACGAAAAACCAAGAUAUGUUAUUUAUCCAUCGUCCACAGAAGAAGUCUCAAAAUCUAUGAAGAUUCUUUUCAAGUAUAAUGUACCAGUGGUACCAUUCAGCGCAGGCACUUCAUUAGAGGGCCAUUUCUUUUCAACAAGACAGGGAAUCUCGAUGAACACAUCGAGAAUGGAUCAAAUUCUAGAGAUUCAUCAUGAUGAUUUGGAUGCGGUUGUUCAAGCGGGUGUGAACUGGCAAAAGCUAAACGAAGAACUAGCACCACAUAAUUUAAUGUUUGGAACUGAUUGUGGACCGAAUGGCUUGAUCUCGGGAAUGAUAAACACAAAUGCAUCCGGUAUAAAUGCUUCGAGAUAUGGUGCUAUGAUUAGUAAUGUUAUAUCCAUUACUGUUGUACUUGCCGAUGGGACUAUUGUGAAAACCAAACAAAGACCUCGCAAAUCCAGUGCGGGAUACAAUUUGACAGGGCUAUUUAUUGGUAGUGAAGGAACCUUAGGAAUCGUGACAGAGGCGACUGUUAAGCUACAUGUCAAGCCUCACUUCGAAACUGUAGUUGUAGGCCAAUUUCCAUCUAUUCUAGACUCAACUAAUGCCGUGGCUCAGAUAUAUCGAGCAGGUGUUCAUCCAAAUGCAAUAGAAUUAUUAGAUGAGGACAUGAUGCACUGCAUUAAUUACAGUGGGUAUUUUACUCGCCACUGGCUAGAGUGUCCGACUCUCUUCUUCAAAAUUGGCGGUAUAAAUGAAACUGUCGUCAACGAAUAUGUUAACAAGCUUAAGGAAAUAUCCAUGCAAAAUAACUGUGAGGAAUUCAUAUUUGCCCAGAAUGAAGAGGAACAAGAAGAACUCUUCUCAGCCCGAAAAAAUGCUUUCUAUGCCAUUUUAAACUACGGUAGAAACGAAAUACACGAAGAUGUCAGACUUUGGGUCACAGAUAUUGCUGUUCCCUUGUCAAAACUCUCUCCUGUGCUCACAAAAGUGGACGAACUCAUAAAAAAGUCUGGUUUGCAAAGUGUUAUUCUCGGCCAUGUUGGAGAUGCAAACUUUCAUGCUGAUGUUUUCUACAAGCCAGACGAAAAGAAAAAGUGCGAGGAGCUUAUUCACAAAAUGAUGUUAUUAGGGUUAGAAAAUGAAGGUACUUCCAGUGGUGAACAUGGUAUAGGUAAUGGUAAACGGAAGUAUCUCGAGCUAGAAUUGGGGACUGAUGCGGUGGAUUUAAUGAGAAGAUUAAAAUUUUCUUUGGAUCCAAAGAGAUUACUAAACCCUGACAAAAUCUUUAAGAUUGACCCUACUGAUGAUAGAGAUUAA
Molecule: messenger RNA, 1695 nt
Organism: Debaryomyces fabryi
Lineage: Eukaryota; Fungi; Ascomycota; Pichiomycetes; Serinales; Debaryomycetaceae
Gene: DLD2
Product: D-lactate dehydrogenase
Exons: 1
Coding region: 1-1695 (564 amino acids)
Biological process (GO): lactate catabolic process
Cellular component (GO): mitochondrion
Molecular function (GO): D-lactate dehydrogenase (cytochrome) activity; FAD binding; D-lactate dehydrogenase (NAD+) activity
Source: RefSeq, a predicted model, not a curated record